Molecule: messenger RNA, 3992 nt
Organism: Ornithorhynchus anatinus (platypus)
Lineage: Eukaryota; Metazoa; Chordata; Mammalia; Monotremata; Ornithorhynchidae
Gene: NUTF2
Product: nuclear transport factor 2
Exons: 5
Coding region: 120-503 (127 amino acids)
Biological process (GO): protein import into nucleus
Cellular component (GO): nuclear pore central transport channel
Source: RefSeq, a predicted model, not a curated record
UGUUCGUCCGGGACCGCGUUCGGUUGCCGCCGCCGCCGCCGCUGCCAGAGCCGUUGCCGGAGCCGGAGCCGCCAUAGUGCUAGCCGCUCGGUUUCCGACACCGCAGUUGAGAAUCCAGAAUGGGAGACAAGCCUAUCUGGGAGCAGAUUGGAUCCAGCUUUGUACAGCAUUACUACCAGUUAUUUGAUACGGACAGAACUCAGUUAGGAGCAAUAUACAUUGAUGCAUCAUGCCUUACUUGGGAAGGGCAGCAAUUCCAGGGCAAAGCGGCAAUUGUGGAAAAGUUGUCUAGCCUCCCGUUCCAGAAAAUCCAGCACAGCAUCACAGCGCAGGACCAUCAGCCCACCCCUGACAGCUGCAUACUCAGUAUGGUUGUGGGCCAGCUAAAGGCUGAUGAAGACCCCAUCAUGGGAUUCCACCAGAUGUUUCUAUUAAAGAACAUCAACGAUGCUUGGGUUUGCACCAACGACAUGUUCAGGCUAGCACUGCACAACUUCGGCUGAGACCCUCUCUCCCCAAGGCACCUGUGCUGUCUCUUUCUCCCCUUCCUGUUAUAUUCAUAACCCCCCCCACUCCCUCAAACUCUCCAAAUAUCAUACACAAACCCACAAUGCCACGGUGGGCGGUUGGGCGUAUGCCCCCUGGCACCCUGCUCUGACGGUGGUGUCACCAAUUGAGUGUGUUGUGCAUGAUGUUUGGACAUUAGACUAGCUACAUCUGACAGGAGAAGUUUGUGUUGUACCAGCGCAUGCCUUGGAAAGACUAAAUAAUGCAAAAGGUUGUGUCUCUUUUUCUUUCUCUCUCUUUCUCUCUCUCUUACUCUCUUCUCCUCUCUCCUUUCCCCAAUGUACUGACAAGUUACUCUAGUAACCCAAAGAAACAAAGGAGAAAGCAGCAGCUGCCUGCAAAGCCUAGUUACCAAUUUGUUCAGAUGUUCAAUGCUACAUUAUACAAUAAAACCAUGAAAAUUUUCUUAACAGUUUAAAUUGUUUUAAUUAGUUGGCUGUUAAGUGCAUAUCUUCAAAGUUUUAAUCUGUUUCUUCCUUUGAUAUCUGGAAGCCCAGAACCACCCCCUUCAGACACCAAACUUCUGUAGCACUCUUAAUCUGGACAGAUUCCUUCCCUCCUGCCUGUCCCUGCAGCAGCAGCUGCAGGAGCAGCAGGAAAUGGGCUCCUGGAGGAGGGGAAGAGUGCACCAACCAGUCGCACUAACAAUGAAGCUUACGGCUUUCCUUGGAGUGUAUUAAAAUGCUGACCCUGGGAAACAAACAGGUCUUUCUCCUCUAGCCUUUCUGAGGCUAGCUUGCUAUUCAUGUCGCAUAGAAACCAAUAGGACAGCCCAGCCAGAAGGAUGGAUCUUCCCCUUUCCCUGGCGUCAGCGCCCAGCCUUUUUUCUUCCUAAUUCUAGUGUUUUGAGUGAGUUGCAUCUCCUCGCCGAUGAGCAAUUUGAAAACACUACCAGCCUUGAGUCCUGUCUUCCAGAGCCUGAAGGUGGCCGCCAGUGCCUACUAGAGUGACCUGCACCCCUUGGGGGCAGUUGGGGAUUCCUCGUUGAAGUUUGCUCUAGGGUAGCGGCCGUUCCCUGGCAUCGGUGUUUUGAGCUGAUCGAGAGCCUUGCAAUGGGGUUGAGGUUUAGGCGUCCUCUUUCUGGGUUGGACUUGUGCAGCCCCGUUUUGACAAGGGUGGGGAGAGGGGGAGAGUUGGUCCUUUGAAACUGUGCUUUGGAAAAGGGCUGAAUCUGAGCUGGCCCUUUCCUCCCCUUGCUUCUCUUUGGUAGAAGCAGGUUCUUGAGGCUGUUGAGCAUUUUCCUCCUGGACUGGCUUUCCGAGAAGCACUUUAUUGCAACUAAGGCAAGGAAGGGACCUGGAGGGGGCAGAAAGAGGUUAUUUGGCUUUCUUAGCGGACAAGGCAGCGGCCGAUCCCGUCACCGGGAGGGCUGCCUCACCUGCUCCUUGGUAGAUGGAUCGAGCGGAGGGGUCCAACUCCCAGAUGGAUCCCUUGGAGCAGGCGAGGUUCCGGCCGGGUCCCUUCUCCUGAAAGGUAUUGAUUAAAUCAAGCCGCUAACGGUUCCUUCCUCUGGUUCCCCGGGCUGAAAGGAAUCAAAGGACGGAAGCAGAAAGCCAAUGAACCCUUUUGUGAGGGAUGAAUUUGGGGGUGUUUCUUGAAACACUCCUCUCCCUUCUGGCAAUCGGGGACACCUCUGAAAAGCUUCCAACCAUGCAGCCCUAUUUUACCCUCAUAGGUUUUGCUGCCAGAAUUUCUUCCAUUCCUCCCUCUCCAGCAGAUGCUAGUCUGGCUUGGUUUUGCCGCCUAAAUCGAGUGCCAACAAUCCCUCUUUGCACCCAGUCGACUCUUAAGGUGGGCGUGAUUUGCUUGAAUUUAUUCUUACAAGGAUGCUGUUCGCUGCUUUAUCUCAGGGAUUAAGAUUUUUUUUUUUUUUAUUCCAACUUGAUGAGCUGGGAGGAGUGAGGAGCCAGUAUUGAGAUCUGGUUUCCUUCAGUCUGAUGUGGGACCCAUUUAAACUUGCCACUGGUAGACAAGGUUGUCAUGGGCACAGGAUCUACUGCUCUCACUAAAAACAUCUUGUCUUUUUUCAGGCUAAACGGAGCAGUAUCAGGACUUGUCAGGGGCAGCAAGGGUUGGUGACCCAGGCUAGUUGGCGGGGGGGGGAUCUUUUUCCUCCCUCGAGCAGUAUUAUUCUAUGCACUGGAGUGAUGUCGCUGGGCUCUCCUCCCCCUUCUCCCCCUAAAAUCAGAGUUCUUCAGCAUGUGAAGGAAGGUCACAAAGUCUACACGUUCCACCUUGCCACUUUCCCACCUAGCUUUAUCUCCUGCUAGUUACUGGCUUUCGUUUGAACCCAGGAACAUCAGCCACCGUGGUAUUAUGUGGUGUGGCUGUGCAGAUGUCUGUGCCAUGUUGCCCUUGUGGAGAUAGGAGCGGUUCUGAGUGCACAGUUGGCCUGUUGAUCUGCUUGGGAAUUGGAGCUCGCUCCUGCAUCUUUUGGUUGAAGGGACCUUGUGCUCCUGGAAUUCUUGUUCUGCUGGACUGUUCCCUGCCAGAUUCCCCUAGGAGACACUGUUGCCUAGACCCAUUAGCCUUAAUCUCCAGGGUGUUCGUAGCCAUAUGAACAGGGAAGAAAAAAAAAAAAUCAGCUUUGCGAUUCUUGGUCUCUGAGCGGAAUUCCUUGUGGGAAUUCAACUGGUGGUGCCAGAAACAGUAAAAAAAAAAAAAAAUCUGGCCAAAACUGGGUGUAAAGAGACCCAUUUCUGUUCUCUGCUAAACGAAGGGAUAAAGGCUGCUCUUCAAGUUUCCCUCCAGUCUAAUCACGCCUUGAACUUCCAUCAAUGUCCUUCAGGCUGGUGGGAUAGGGACCCAGCUUCCUUUGGUCCUCAUUGCACCCUUCCUAGCCCUAGCGAAAACCCAAACCGAGCCAGCUCUGGACACAUCCCAGGCUUCAGCUGGUUUUGCACAGUUUCCCAGGAUGAGGUCUUCACUCCCAGGGCGCUUCCCCGCGGCCCCCCCCCCCCCCAAACCCUCCCUUUCCUAGAAAGCCAUCAGACUCUUGGAAGAAAUGGAGACCCAUGAAAACUGCCAUGGCUAAGGAGCUGCAGUGUGAAAAGGCCAGAACAGUUUUCAGUCCAGAUGGGCCAAAGCUGGUUUAUGUAAUUCUGUAACUCAAAUGUUUCCCUUCUGUAUGCUGUUUACCAAGGGCUGUCCUCUUUCUAGGAAGUUGAGUUUCUCCCAGGUGGAGGGCCAACAGGCCAUGCCCAUCCUUAACUGGGCAGAUGUGCUAUGUUCUCAAAAGCAAAAAUGUUUGUUAUGAAGAUAGGAGCGGAUGUUAUUUGGCAGGAGGAGAAGGGACUUGAUCAGGUGCCUAGGCUAGAAAUUUUGAACUUACCUGAUACAAUCAUGAUAUAAACUGAUGUAUGAUGGCUCCUCAUUGUACCUGUGACUGAAAUGUGUUAUCAAUAAAGCAGUUUUUUUUAAAAAAA